Prunus persica (peach) is the source of this 525-nucleotide messenger RNA. RefSeq lists its product as uncharacterized. The record is from RefSeq and is a predicted model, not a curated record. The transcript is spliced from 2 exons. NCBI's taxonomy places the organism in Eukaryota, Viridiplantae, Streptophyta, Magnoliopsida, Rosales, Rosaceae. Bases 1 to 525 code for a protein of 174 amino acids.
AUGACUGACUGCAAACCAUGUCCUACACCGUUACCUUCUGACACUCGACUAUCUUGUCUUGAUGGUGAUCCUUUAUCUGAUCCGUCUACCUAUCGGAGUAUGGUGGGUGGCCUCCAAUAUCUUACUCUAUCACGGCCUGACAUUUCCUUUGCCGUCAAUCAAGUGUGUCAGUUUAUGCACAAUCCUCGUUCUUCCCAUCUUCAGGUUGUCAAGCGCAUUUUUCGGUAUAUUAAAGGUACAGUUGAGCAAGGGCUUGUUUUUCGCGAGUCCACUGAUUUUACUUUACGUAGCUUCUCUGAUGCUGAUUGGGCUGGUUCUGUUGAUGAUCGACGGUCUACCACUGGUGCUUGUAUCUUUUUUGGCCCUAAUCUCCUCACAUGGACUGCCAAGAAACAAUCUACUGUUUCUCGUUCUAGUACUGAAGCAGAAUAUCGUGCUCUUGCCAAUACUGCAGCUGAAAUUCAUUGGUUUGGCUUCCUAUUUCGUGAACUUGGUAUCCCUCUUCGCUCUGCACCUUGGAAUUAG